Archocentrus centrarchus (flier cichlid) is the source of this 8658-nucleotide messenger RNA. RefSeq names its product membrane-associated guanylate kinase, WW and PDZ domain-containing protein 3-like. Gene Ontology annotation, cellular component: cell-cell junction; cytoplasm. Gene Ontology annotation, molecular function: protein binding. The record is from RefSeq and is a predicted model, not a curated record. Gene Ontology annotation, biological process: signal transduction. NCBI's taxonomy places the organism in Eukaryota, Metazoa, Chordata, Actinopteri, Cichliformes, Cichlidae. Bases 137 to 4261 code for a protein of 1374 amino acids. The transcript is spliced from 21 exons.
AGGAUUAAAGAGGAAAAUCAAGGACCUAACGGGAGAAAGAGGGAAGAAAAAGACACCAGCGCAGCCGCUGAGAUAGUCAGGGAUGGCAGCUGAACAUGCAGCAGCUCACAGUGUUGAUUUGUAAAGCUCAGCCGCCAUGUCUAAAGCGACGGUGAAGAAGCUGCACUGGCGCUCCAAGGUGCAGGAGAGCUUUGUCCCGCUGGGGGGCGGCAGUGGUGGCGGCUCCGGGGAGCUGGGACUGGCCAUCGGGGGCGGGGCUGACUAUGGCGAGUUCCCAUUCGUCACGGCCGCCCCCGGGGGUGGUCCCACAGUGGGUGACAUCAUUCUGGAGAUUGGGGGGACACCUGUGUUGGGAAUGACCCUCGGUGAUGUCAGAGGAGUCCUGAACUCCUGUCCUCAUCCAAUCAGAAUCAAGACCGUCUCACCAGGUUCAUCUCUGUGUAAAGACCUCAGGUUGUACCUCAGUAAGUGUUUCACUCCAGGCUCCAUGGACAGUCAGCUGCAGCAGCUCAUCAGGGAGAACCUGUACCUGCGCGCUGUGCCCUGUACGACCAGGCAGCCUCGAGAUGGAGAGAUUUCAGGUGUGGACUACAACUUUGUCUCCAUCGAGGAGUUUUUCUCACUGGAGGAGUCUGGAGCGCUGCUGGAGAGCGGCAAGUUCAAAGGGAAUUACUAUGGGACGCCCCGCCCUGUCCACAUUGGCCCAGAGAGUCCACCAAUCACAUACCAGGAACAUCGAAACCUGCUGAGGAACUUCAGGACGAGGAGCAAGUCUCUGAGUAACCUGGAGAAAGCUGUGGAGGAAGGAGACAACAGCGAGGAGGACAGCGGCCUGUCAGGAUCAGCUGGAGCUCCUCCCACUACGCUGCAUCUCAGUCAGUCAUGGGAGUCUGCAGUAGGAAUGGAGAAUGGAGGAGGGGGAAGAGGAGUAGGGAGGGGAAGAGCAGGAGUAGGAGCUCCGCUGCCGGAAAACUGGGAGCUGGCCUACAGUGAUUCAGGGGAGCCGUACUACAUUGAUCAUAAUUCAAAGACGACCAGCUGGCUGGAUCCUCGAACUCUGAACAAAGAGACGACUCCCUCUACAGAACUCCCAGAGUUCACCGACCAGCCCAGUCAGCUGAAGGGUUAUUCCAUCCACACUCGGCUCUCUAAAGGUCCUCGAGGUUUCGGCUUCAACAUAGUCGGAGGAAGUCGACCACGAGAGUUUCUGCAGGUGUACAGCGUCACACCUGGAGGACCGCCUGCUCUCACUGCAGCGGACAUCCUGGUCUACAUCAAUGACACCUGUGUGCUGGGUCGCUCUCAUAAAGAAGUGGUGGAGAUGCUGAAGUCGGUACCGAUGGGUCAGAGCGUGGAUGUGGUGCUAAGGAGAGGAUACCCGAUGCUUUAUAACCCCGACGGCUGUCCCAAACAGACCCUGGAGACGCCGCAGACGCCCAGCGAGUCCAUCAACCUGAACCGAGGACUGACACACCUCACCUUCAGCCGCACUCUGGAUGCCAACGGCAAAACGCCAGGUCUGGCACAAACCCCGCCCUCCUAUGCCACUCAGCCAAUGACAAAUGGACUCACAGGCCCACCUACCCCCACAUCCUCUGAUACCCCGCUGGGUCCGCCACACCCAGCAGAGAGCAGAGAGACCAAUCACAGUGACUCUGAUGGUGGCCUAUCCAAUGCAGGAACUCGAAGGUCCUCUCUGAUUCGUUACAACAGCAGCACUCUCCCUGCACUCUCCUCCUCUUCCCUUCUCCAACAUCAGAGCUCCAAGUCCUCAGAGAGUGACCUGUCUACAUCCACGCUCCCCAUCUCCUCUUCCACGCUCCCCAUCACUUCUUCAUCCUCACACAUUCUUUCCAAACUGCCCCUCUCUCAGCCUGAGAUGGGCCUCCUCCAAAACUCCACCAGCCCCACCACCACAAACAACACCACCACCUCUUCUACACCUCCUGGUGCACCAGUGCAUCGCCCACUGAUGCCCCAGACCUCAUUCGGGCUGACCCCACCCAGAGACAUCCCACCCUGUGGCUUUAAUGGGUGCCCAGCCAGUCACCAAGCACCCUCCACAGCAUCCAGAGGAAACCCAGGAUUGGUGCUCCCCCUUGGUGCAGGGUCACCGGGGACAGCCCAUGGAGGGGAGCUUGUACCGGUGGCCCUUGGACGCAGUGAAAGUGGGGGACUGGGGUUCAGUGUGACAGCAGGAGGACAAGGUGGUCAACAGGCAGUAGUUAGGCGCGUUUGGGAUCGGCGGCAGUGCCCGUCACUGCAGUCUGGAGACACUAUAGUGAAGAUCAAUGGAGCAGACGUCCAAAGCCUCAGCUUCUCCCAGGUCCAGAGAGUGCUGCAGGAACACACCAAACAGGGAGAGGUUGUGCUACUGGUCUACAGAGGAGCUCCCGUCUCCUCCCCAGUCAUCACCCCCAACCUCUACAAGCCCCUCCCCUCCCCACACGGCCUCACCACCCCUUCCUCCUCCCACCCCACCACUUCAGCCAACUUGCCUUCCCCGUCCACGGGUGCCUUGGUGGGGGGUGUUCCCCCACUCAGCCAGGCCGGCUUGGCCCUCGAGAGUCCCCAGGAGGGGCACCUACCAGCACCAGGGAACCACCAAGGUGCCCCUCCUGCCCAGACGCCUAAUGGGCCCCCAGCCUCGGGCCUCAUCCAGAGCACCAGCUUCCUGGACUCAGUUCCCGUGACACUGACCUUAGAGCCACGUGACUUGCUGGGUGUGGAGGAGAGUGUGGGUGGCCCCCCUGCAAUCAGAGGGGGAGGAGCACUAGGAGCGGUCCCUAAGGAUGGAAGAGGAAGCGGAGGAGGAGUAAAGACAGUGGAGGUAGAGCUGAGAAGGCGGCAGGGAGAAGGCUUUGGAUUCGUUAUUGCCUCUCAGGAAGUGAGUGGAGCCCCCUCCCUGAUGUCUCACCGGUUCGUGACAGUGCGUCGUGGCAGCCCGGCGGCUCGCAGUGGGCAGAUCCAGCCCGGAGACCAGCUGGAUGCGGUCGAGGGCCGGCCAGUCGCAGGUCUGCAGCACCGAGACCUGGCCCAGAUCCUGAGGAGAGCCGGGAACACGCUGAGACUGAGCAUCACUCCUCGACACCAUUCCUCUUCUCUGCCUGAAGGCGCAGAUCUAGACAUUGAUGGCCGGAUGAUGAAAGGACCCAGAGGGAGGUCAAAGGAGGAGUCAAAAUUCUACAGUGUGGACCUGGAACGAGGGCCUACGGGUUUUGGUUUUUCUCUGAGAGGAGGCAGUGAGUACAACAUGGGACUGUAUGUUCUGGGGCUCAUGGAUGGGGGACCAGCUCAGCGCAGCAGUAAGAUACAGGUGUCCGACCAGCUGGUGGAGAUAAAUGGAGACAGUACAGCGGGAAUGACUCACAGUCAGGCCGUGGAGCAGAUCAGAAGAGGAGGACAUCGAAUCCACCUCAUCCUCAAGAAGGGAAACGGCUACGUGCCCGACUACGGCCCUGAGGAAGGAGCUCUCUCCCCCUCCUCCUCUUCACAUACUGAGGAGCAGGAUAUGAAUAUGGUAACCAUGACAACUGCCUCUCUCAGCCGGCAAAUGAAAAGAGGAAGUGGUACAGGAGAAGGAAGUGGUACAGGAGAAGGAGAGAGGAGGAGCAGGAGAGAGAGAGAAACCAAACGAAAAACAGGAGGAGGAGGGUUAGGGCCUCCUGAUCUGGACCUAGACCUAGUGGAGGAAGAAGCACGGGUACUGGAGAGGAGACAGCAAGAGGAGGAGGAGGAAGAGGAGGAGAGAAAGAGAAGAAGUCAGACUGUCAGGCAGAAGAAGCGGGAUGACCUGAGGGAGCAGGGGAGAAGGAGCAGGAGCUUACCCAGGAGUGAUGCUCGACCCAGGGACUCGCCUCUGCUGGAGGAGAGGGUGAAGGAGUCCAGAAGAAGAGGGGGAGAGAGGGAAAGGGGGGAGGAGAGAGACAACAGCACCAACCGCCGUGCAAAGCAUGCUGGGAGCUCUGCUUCAUCUCAGAAGGCAGCGUUCUCUUUCCUCAUGCCGCUGGACGAUGACAACAGUGACAGACGUCUCUCUGACAGCGAAUCAGCAGCCAGUUUUUCAGAGUUGAGCCUAUCAGCGGCAAGCAUCGCCACUGCAGGCUUGAGGGAGGAGUCUGAUUGGGGGAGAGAUGAGUUGGGAUGGCAAGAGGGGGACACCCCGGGCCCUUGGCUGAAGCCGAGCCCGCAGAAACUGACGCAGGUUCUGACGGGCAGUCGGCUCCGUGGGCGAGAACUAGUGGGCGGGCUCUCUCUCUGAUUGGCCAGCAGUGUGGACAUCCUCCUUUUUUAUUCACUGAUUUUUUUUUUUCUUUCAUUGGCUACUUAACAAGGGCUUUUUUGAUUGGCCUGCUGGAGAAGACCCGCCUCCUCCUGUGUCUAACUGGAUGACCGCAGACAAUUAUGUUUCUAACUGGACGAUGAGAAGCAAACAGAAAAAGGUUUCUGAUUGGCUGGUGGGUGGUUUUCAAGGCCUCCGUGACAUAACAGCUGCACACAGAGCCACCUGCCGAUCCAACACCUUUAAUAUUACCCAUCAUGCCUCAGUAUAUCCUGAGACCUGUAUCAUGAAGCUAUAUCAGGCUGCCGUCGCCUAUCAGACAAUUUCACUUAUUUUCUCAUCAUCUCGGGAUUCCGUUUUAUUUCUACUCGAUUCAAGUAACGUCCUAAUACGGGUUAGGGUUAGAUUACAGUGAUUGAAACAUGAACCAAAUCACUUGAGCUGCCUGUGGACAGCUGAGCCCUUUGUGAUACAGGCUCCUGGUCUGCAGACCUGAUGUGACAUUUGAGUGUGAAACAUCACGUCUGCGUUUCAUGGCUUCAUCACAGUCACCUUCACGCGCAUCCUCCCGACUUCAAACUCGUAUGCAAACGACACCCGAACCGAACAACAGCGCUGUUUCGUGAUUCUCUCUGUGUAAUCUGAGCAUGUGAAUAUGACUGGAAUGAUUUUUUUAUUUUUAUAAAGCUGAACAUGUAAUGACAUAAUUAUUACUAUGAUAUUAGAGAUUAAAUAGAUCCGGAGAUGAUUUGAUUUGCCUGCUUGCUUGUAAAAACGAAAGGAAAAUAACCUGAUGAUAUAACAGAGCCAUACACACAAAAACACACACACAUACAGAUGUCAGGUCCAGCUGUGGUCCUGUUGGCUGUCAGUGACCAUAACAUCACCAUGGCAACAUGACCUGUCUCUAUAGCGACAGCCACGGAGGAGCAGGACGACCUGCAGCUUUGGAUCAUAACAAGUGCCUCGUUUUGUUUCAGCCUUCGUCCUGCAGACUGUCGCCUCGCCGAAGCUGCAGGCAGACACACGCCGCCACUUCCUGCAACUCAACGCCAAGACCUUUCAGACACCAAAAUAUCCCAUCAUGCAACAACCAACACCAAGUUUAACGCGUUUGAGAUGUAUUUGGGUUAACCAAAAUGACGCCUCAUCUCAUCUGAAUGUGUCUUUGUUCAAGGUUCAACAUUUGGGCUGCAUCUAAUUAUUUUCAGGAUUGAUUAUAAGAUGUCAGAAAAUAGUCAAAACAGCCUUUUGUAACUCGUAUAGCCCCUCGAUACAUCUUCAGAUGUCUUUUGUGAGCUUUCUUUUUUGAAGGAUGUUUAAUUUACCACCAAGUACAACAAACCAAAGCAGUAAAUCCCGACCCCGGAGCAGCAGAAACAUCAAUGUGACCAUUUCAUCUUAUUUACUGACUAAUUUUACAGCUCUGUUUAAAACAGGGAAAUUUUACAUGUGCAGGAUUUCAGCCAGACUUAAUCUGUAAUCUGUAAAAUCUCAAAGUACCAAUUAAAAUUGGUACUUUUCGGUUCCAUCAGUUUGUUAUGUUCCAAUUUGGUGCCAUUUAUUACAAUGAACAAGCAUCACAUCCUCAGAUUAAUGAAGUUUGAGCCCCUCACCUACUAAUUUUAAUAAGUAAGCUUAAUAAUGCAAAUUAACAUUACAGAAAAGGUAAAAAAGAUUUGUUUGUUUCUCACAGGUCAGAAUUUGCUGCUCGUCUUUGUCAUACUUCAUAUCAAAUAUCUGCAGUCUGAAGACAUUUCUCAAGGUUGUAGAAAUAAUUGGCCCCAAUUUCUGUCACUUUAUACAAAUCAGUGAGAAGCAACAAUGCAGCCCCGUGUUUCACGUUUGGGUUGAGGAUUAGUGUGCACUGCAGAGAUGUAAAUACAUGAACAGAUAAAACCAAAACACUCAUGUGUACACGAUAAUAUCCAGUGCAGUGAUGUUAGACGGUCAGCUGCACCGACACAAACCCGCCUGACGUUCAGAGAAAUUCAAGCUGAGUAUUAUAAACAAUCAUGCGCCUGCUUUUACCACCGUCUGCAUAUCUUACACUGUUAGACUUUUUUUUUUAACUGUUCACAUAGCAGUAUUUUUAAGCCACAGUUAUAUUUUUUAUUUUUACUAAUUAUUUAUGAGAGAUGACUUUAUCUAAAAAACUAAUUUCAUUAACAGUACGGUAAGGCACGUUAAUUUUGCUCCUUUUUGGGGACCUAUUCUGCCUUCCCUAAUGUUUCAUAUCAAACAUGACCAAAGUGAAAAUGACAGAAACGUGUCACAUAAUCCACGGAAGCCAACCAAUCAGGCUUGAGACAACAUCGCAGCGCAAAAGCAACGAGUGCUUCCGAAAGCUGGCCAAUCACAAGAAAGGGCGGCCUUAAAGAGACGGUUUGUUUCAGACAGAAAAUAAACCGAGGGGCUGCAUAAAGGUUUUUGUUUUUAAAAAUUAUGAAUCAUGAUAAGCUACUUUAGUGGAAACGAACAGAAUAGGUCUCCUUUCAGAAUCACACCUAAGAAAUGUACAUUUUUAAAAAAAUAUAAGAUUAUACGAUGGAAAAAUAAACUGGUCGCUGCUCUCUGUGGUACAGCACAGAACAGUGACUCUGUUUUCAAACAUGAAAUCUGUUGUCAUUAAUCAGCUGAUCUACAGUGUGUGCUGACACUGACGAUUAUGAGCUUAACUUGAUGUCAUUGGUUAUCUCAUCCAAAGAGUGUUUAUGAGAUGAAGAAGCUCCACUCUGUAACAAAGCUGUGAAUGAGCUGAUUGUUUAGGUGAAUGAUUGAAAACAAUUAAUUUUCCAAGUAAAAAUUGAGGGAAAAACCUUCAGUGUUGAGGCUCCAAAAGGAAGUUUGUAGUUUUUUGAAAUGGAAUAUUUUGGAUUGUUGCUUGAACAAAAGAUAUUUUAACCCUUUAUAGGGUCGUUGAAAUACUUUGAAAUUCAAAAUUAUAUAUCAAAUCACGUAUAAAACCGAGAUCAGUGAAGUUACCGUGUUUGGUUCUUUGUAACUGGUAAAAAACAAAAACAUAUAUGCUAAACGUGCAUUUUAAAGCAUUAUAACAGAGUCAUUACAACAUACACAUUAUAACUUUAAACAACAUUAUGCCAUUUCUUCAUGACAUUCUCCACAUUCUUCUUUAACCUCACUGAGGUGCCAGAUCACAUAUAAACGUGCCCCAUAGAGGGUUAAAAACAUGACAAUGAGCUGAGCGAUGUUAUUUCAUGUUUAAUCGUCUAAACUAUUAAUCCAAAACAUUAUUUGGCAAUCAGUAAUAAAAAGAAUUAUGAGUUUUUUUUCCAAUAAAUCCAAGUAAGAUUUCAUCCAGCUGGUUGUGUUUGAGGACUCUUCCUCCAGUUAAACUUGAUAUCAGAUCAAUAUUUGAACUGAUCAGAUUGACAGCUUUGAAUAUGUAGCUUGAAGCAUAAACAAAGUGCAUAUAUUAGAUUUAGAAGCAUCUGCUCUGUUUCAAAGAUUGACAUGAACUUUUCUCUGCAGCAGCUGCUUCCUUCUGAUUUCUCUUUUUUUAAGCUAAAUAACCUGGAAAAAAAAACUAUUGAUGGUUUUAAACUCAUGAGAAACAAUAAAUUUAAAAUGUUGAUUUCAAAUUCACAUUAAUGGGUCAUUGCUGUUAGCUAUACAGCAGCAGCACUUAAACAUAUUUCACAUAUUUGUAACUCACACAUCAGGCCUUAUUUUGGGUUCAAAGCUCUUUCACAUGGAAACAUAGAAAUAUGUUGGGUUAACCCUUUAUAGUCUCUGUUCCCUCUCUGUGAGAACCACAUGGAUUUCUCCCAGGCAAUCAGCAAAAAUCAGGCUACGUUACAGAUAAACCAAAGGUAGCUUACAUGGUAACUUCACUGACCUUGAUUUGCAUCUUGAAAAUGAAAAAAAAAAAAUUCACAAAAGUAAAACAUUUUUAAUUUCCCAGUAUUUAAAUGCGUGUCCUGUGAAGAGUUAAUUUACGUGUCAGUAAAUACUCAGGAUUAAGAGCCUCAACAACAACAAUCAACAGUAGAACGGUUCACCUCAAAAAUCAGCUGUGCAGGUUUGUUUCCUCUGGCCUGUCGUGCUGAAUAUCCUUCCAGAUUGUUUUGUUGUGAGUUGCCCAGCUGUGCAGUUUCAUACAGGAGCUAUUUUCUCUCUACUAAAAUAGAUACUGUAUCACUGUGCGGAAGGAAGAAUGGCUCUGCCCAUUACAUUCAAGAGAGGUUUAUCCUCAAACAUAUUUCCAGCUCAAAUCAAAAACAAUCUGCAUCACCACAGACCAGAGAAGAACUGUGCACAUUUAAUGCUGAGGUGAAUUUCCUCUUUGAUGUGCUAAAAAAUUAUUGUGUGAGGUUAAAAUAAAUAAGAAUAAAUAAAUAAACAUUUCAUCCAUC